Pteropus alecto (black flying fox) is the source of this 1263-nucleotide messenger RNA. RefSeq names its product EF-hand calcium-binding domain-containing protein 3-like. The transcript has 10 exons. Gene Ontology annotation, molecular function: calcium ion binding. The record is from RefSeq and is a predicted model, not a curated record. The coding region runs from base 1 to 1263 and encodes 420 amino acids. NCBI's taxonomy places the organism in Eukaryota, Metazoa, Chordata, Mammalia, Chiroptera, Pteropodidae.
AUGCAGAGGCAGCAGAGGGCGGAAGACCAAGAGACCCCUGGCAGCACAGAGAACAUACAGGUGACCAGGGCUGGAGGAGGGGCCACUACUACCACAAGCUACUGUGCCCAGAAUCCCCUGGAUAUAGGACUGCCUCCGCAGAAGCCUAAAAGACAGCUCACUCGAGAUCCAGAAGAGGGGAAGGGCGACAGGACGCAGAAGGGGAGGCUGCAGCAGCACACUGCCCCGCUGACCCAGGCAGAGCCAGGAGCGGCCACGGCCACAGGGGUUGAGCAGACCUCACCAAAGGCCAAGGAGUUCAAGGGCUUUGUGGCUACUCGUUCAGUGCAGUCAGGCCCAGGUGCUGGGCCCCAGAGGUGUAAAGGCCUUUCCAACCUCUUUCCCCGAGGCAGCUUUGCAGACGAGAACAUGCUACUCCUGACGCCCCGGCAGCUGGCAGCGUUCCAGGAUAUCUUCAAACUGUUCAGCUCCAGCCCAACAGGCACUGUGGACAUGCGCAGCAUGAAAGCUGCCCUAAGCAACGUGGGUAUCCAACUGAGCCCACGGGAGAUGUGUGAGGCUCUGCAGCAGGCAGACUUGGAUGGUGAUAGAACCGUAAGCUUCAAAGACUUCCUGGGUGUCCUCACCGACAGCCACCGCUUGGCUCAGUGCUUGAGCCAGGUGAGGAAUAGCCAGGGCUGUGACCAGCAGCGCCUGCAGACCCUGUUCUUCGAGAUGCUGUUCAAGCUGAUGAGGCUGGGCUUUGUGCCCUACAAGUCAACGCAGGAGGUGAUGAGCUACUACUCCAAGAAGCAGCGGGCUCUGCGGCUGAACUCAAGCUGCAAAAGCUGGUCCCGCGGCCAGGACCACUCCGCCAGGGCUCGAGUGGGCCUCACCUUCUUCUGCCAGGCCACACGCCUCAGCGGCCUCACCAGCACCCAGCUGGUGCGCUCGCUAAACAGAUUGCACAAAACGGGUGUGCCCAGCCCCUACUCUCAGAUACCUAAUCUGGCCGAGCAGACGCUGCCAGAACACAAGACGCGUAAUCCGGUGCCAUGCUCUGAAGUCCGACUUUCCAAGUUCUACCGCCCCUACCGCCCCUACCGCCCCAGCCACCCCAAACCCAAUCAGAAGAUGCGCAGCCAAGGAUUCGUGGAUCAGCCACUAGAGAAUAUAAGCCCCUGGAAGCUGGCUUCCUCUCCGCCAACUCUAGUGCAAAAGCAGCCCUUCUCCCCUUCGCCAAUCUGUUUGCAAGGGCCUGCGAAGAAGAACUUGUACAAGUAA